UAUAAAAUCUAUUAAGCUGUCUGCCAUGGAAGACACUUGCAGUUAAGUCUGGUAGGUACUACUGUGGUAGUGGUGGUGGUGGUGGUGGAGAGACAAACAUGGAAAUGAAGGACGCUACCCUCGCCGAUAACGACGUCGCUUCCAUUGGAGACGCUGAGGACGCCGCCGUUGCCGGUGGAAGCGGCGACGAGGCGGUGUUGGCUGCCGGAGACGGAAGUGGCGGACAAUCUAGCAGAGACAGAGUGAAGGGACCUUGGUCGCCGGAAGAAGACGCCAUACUCAGUCGACUCGUCAGCAAGUUCGGUGCUCGGAAUUGGAGCUUGAUCGCCCGUGGAAUCGCUGGUCGAUCCGGCAAGUCUUGCCGCCUUCGGUGGUGUAAUCAGCUCGACCCGGCUGUCAAGCGCAAGCCAUUUUCUGAUGAGGAGGAUCAGAUAAUAGUUGCAGCCCAUGCAGUUCAUGGAAACAAGUGGGCAGCAAUUGCAAGGCUUCUACCAGGAAGAACAGACAAUGCUAUUAAGAACCACUGGAAUUCCACUCUGAGACGUAGAUGCAUGGAGCAUGGCAAAAUUAAGUUGGAAUCUGGUAAUAUGGUGGAAGAAGCUAGCUUUGACAAAACUAAAGCAUCGUCUGAAGAAACCAUGUCAUGCGGGGAUGUUAAUUCGUUUAAGUCCACAGAAGGUAGAGAUGCCAGUUCUUUGGAGAAUAUGGAAGAUCACUAUGAAGACAAACCACCAAUGGAGGGUCAGUUUAGUCAUGAAUUGAAAGAGCCACCUACUCUUUUUCGACCAGUGGCACGUGUCAGUGCUUUCAGUGUAUACAAUCCUUUGGAGUGCCAAGAGCCUGCAUCAUCAAUGCAGAGGCCGGUUCCGAUGCAAGGUCCUUUGGUUAACGCAUCAAAACCAGAUAUUGAAAUUUUCAAGAUGCUCAAAGCAGAUAAUUGGGAGCAGUCAGUUCCUAGUCAAUGUGGCCAUGGUUGCUGUAGGACACAAAAUGGCAGGAAAUCUCAAAAAUCUUUGUUAGGGCCAGAGUUUGUUGAGUAUUCAGAGCCUCCUUCAUUUCCAAGUUUGGAACUGGCUGCUAUUGCGACAGAUAUAAGUAACCUUGCUUGGCUUAAAAGUGGGUUGGAGAAUAGCAGUAUGAGAGCAAUAGGUGGUACAGGGAAAAAUAUCCCAAGUGCCAGUAAGCUUUUUAAAGAGAGUCGAGUGAGUAAAUAUUUGCAUUUUCAACAGAGAAGUGAUUACUUUAUAGGCAUGAAAACCAACAAACCACUUGCAUCAACCAAGACUGUGAAUGACUGCUCUACUACAAGAUAAAAUUCGGGGUUCAUACACAUGUGAAUGGUCCUAUCCCCUGUUUAGGGACAUGUAAGCAACAGGAAAAUCUAGAUGAAUGGUUAUGAGUCCUAGAAAUGUUUGUAUUUCAGGAUUAGUGUUGUGCAGCCAAGUUAAUAUUUCCUGGCCAAGAAUCAUGGAUAAAGUAAAUUGAAGAAAAAAAAAUUGCAGGAGACUUAAGCAGCUUUUGGCUUUGGUACCAAAUCCUGUUGUCCGGAAUACCUAUGCAAUAAUGGCAAACUAUAUUUUCAUAUUGAAGAGGAUUAAUUUCAUAUGGUGGUGGGAACUCACAGUUCCAUCAAAAUCUCUUAUUUCUCUA
Molecule: messenger RNA, 1650 nt
Organism: Ziziphus jujuba (common jujube)
Lineage: Eukaryota; Viridiplantae; Streptophyta; Magnoliopsida; Rosales; Rhamnaceae
Product: transcription factor MYB1
Biological process (GO): regulation of DNA-templated transcription
Cellular component (GO): nucleus
Molecular function (GO): DNA-binding transcription factor activity, RNA polymerase II-specific; RNA polymerase II cis-regulatory region sequence-specific DNA binding
Source: RefSeq, a predicted model, not a curated record